UAUGGAUUGGUGUGCCGCGAAAAUUUUGUUGGAGAUGAAAUGUGCCGCAUUGUUAAAAUGGUUGAAAACCACUGAUGUAAGCAUUGACGGUAUCACACAUGGCCGCCGAACUGAAUAAUAUAUUCAGUUCGGUGCAUACGGCGGCUUUGCUUCAUUGAUAAUGUCGAGUCGGUUGUCCAGUCGUGUCCUGUGGAGAUCAAUGCUUCAACCGAGUGCACUUCUAGGAUUUGAUGUGUGCGGUCCAUUAUUUCGUAUGUCUGUGGUGUAAACAUAUUAAUAUAUCAUUUUAAUUCCACCGAUAUCGUUUGCCAAUACAAAAUACAUCGUUAUACAUGUAAUAGGCACGAUUUAUUUGCCACCGUGGAAAGAAUACUUGAAUCGUUUACGCCGUAAUGGCUACAAAUGUUCCUGCUUCCAUUAAGUGUUCUGAAUGUUCUAAAUAUUUUAUUAUUCCACAAGAUAUUCCUGAAGAUACUUCAAAGAAUUAUACAUUUUUAAAGAGUAACAUAAAUCCUGAGGGAAUAUUAACAAAAUGCAAUGAAUGUAUAAACAAACAUACAAUAAAUAUUAGACUCAACCGUUAUAAUCGGAAACCAAGUACUGACUCUAUAAGACCAAAAAAUAGAAUAAAUAUACCAUAUCAAAAUAGUAAAUUUUUGCCGAUAAACAAAUGGAUAAUAACAAUUAUUGUUCUGUUGCUUGCCAUUCUUUCAUUUUUUAUCAUACCAUUAUUUACUAAUAGUAAUGAUUUGGCUAUUACUGUUACUACAUUAAAGUCAACUCUUGAAAGACUAAAUAAUACAUUUCCAUCAUUAAACAAGAGCUUCUUAAAAAAAGUGAAUGGUGGUUUAUUGCGACUUAAAAAACCAGGCGAACCUUUUGUUUUUCUGCUUCUGCAUGAUGAUUCAAACAAAAAGGCUACUGACUGUCUAGCGUCUUACACAAGUUCUAUAGCCAAGAAAAAUAUAUUUACCAAAACUAUGAAGAGUUUAUGGAUGAAUGCGUCUGAAUGGGUUCCAUAUUCAAGUUCUAGUGAUUUAGACUUACUGCAUAAAAAGCUGAUGAAGCCACUCGAGGAAAACGAAGUGUUGAUAUUGGAGAACCUGCAAGACCUGCCGUGGUCGUUAGCAAAUUGUCUCCACUAUCUGUGCGACACGGUAAACCCCAAAUUCGUCCAAGCCAUGUAUUUGCUGGAGUUGAAAGUAAACGUAGACAGAAUCGAAGAAUUGAACGAUGCCGAAAAAGUAGUCAUAGCCGAAGAGGCCAUGGAUAAGGCAUGGUUGGAAGCGCCUCGUUCGUUCAGGGCUGCGCUUAUUACGCGACUGACGUCGUACGUGGACACGGUGUUGUUGAAAUCCGACGAUGAGUGUCCGAAUAAUGCUAUCCAGCCACUGCAGUCGGACAGGCAAUUCAUCAACAUCUCGCCCUAAAACUAUGUACAGCACUACGGUGUGUUUGUGUAAAUAUUCAAACAACUCUUUUCAGUAAAUUAUUAUUAAUAUGUUUAUAAGUAUAUUAUGUAUGUGUACAUUUACAAUAUGUUCGCGAAUACUAAUGUGAUAACUUCGAAUUAAUAUUUUUAAUAUUGAAUAUUUUAUUUACCUGUCUAAUAAAUAACUUUGUAUAUUUCGUA
Messenger RNA from Sipha flava (yellow sugarcane aphid), 1633 nucleotides. RefSeq lists its product as uncharacterized. The transcript has 4 exons. Gene Ontology annotation, biological process: membrane organization. Gene Ontology annotation, molecular function: ATPase activator activity. Lineage: Eukaryota; Metazoa; Arthropoda; Insecta; Hemiptera; Aphididae. The record is from RefSeq and is a predicted model, not a curated record. Bases 393 to 1430 code for a protein of 345 amino acids. Gene Ontology annotation, cellular component: membrane.